Lathyrus sativus (Indian pea) is the source of this 1248-nucleotide messenger RNA. The record is from the annotation of a GenBank genome assembly. Lineage: Eukaryota; Viridiplantae; Streptophyta; Magnoliopsida; Fabales; Fabaceae.
AUGAGAAUUUCCAAAUUCACUUCCUUUUCUUUUUUCUUUCAUAUGUUAUUCAUCUACUUAUUAUCACCAGAGAAUUCACAGGUUGUAGCAACAUGUUCCACAGCUACAGAUUGUGGACCAGGCUUUUAUUGUGGCCAUUGUCCUGGUUUAGGUAGGACUCAAUCUGUCUGCACUAGAGGCCAAGCCACAGUUGUAACAUCCAUUGUGAGUGGGUUGCCCUUCAACAAAUACUCAUGGAUCAUGACACAUAAUUCAUUCAGCAUAAUGGAUGCACCCUUUUUGAAUGGAAUUCAAAGGCUUACAUUUUAUAAUCAAGAAGACACUGUCACUAACCAAUUGAGGAAUGGAGUGAGAGGAUUGAUGUUGGACAUGUAUGACUUCCAGAAUGAUGUUUGGCUAUGUCAUUCAUUUCAAGGACAAUGCUUCAACUUCACCGCAUUUCAACCUGCUAUAAACACUUUGAAAGAAGUGGAAGUGUUUUUGACUGAAAAUCCGACGGAGAUUGUCACCGUUAUAAUUGAAGACUAUGUGCGUGCACCAAAAGCAUUGAUUAAUCUAUUCGUAAAUGCUGGUCUUGAUAAAUACUGGUUCCCUGUGUCUGAUAUGCCGAAAAAAGGUGAAGAUUGGCCUACUAUAACGCAGAUGGUUCAAGCUAAUCAUCGACUUCUUGUUUUCACUUCUGAUGCUUCGAAAGAAGCUGAAGAAGGAAUAGCUUAUCAGUGGAGAUACAUGGUUGAAAAUGAGUCUGGAGAUUCUGGACUUCAUCGCGGUUCUUGCCCACGUAGAAAAGAAUCAAAUCCGCUAAAUUCUAGAAGUGCAUCACUUUUCUUGCAGAAUUACUUUCCAACGUAUCCGGUUGAAGCUGAAUCAUGCAAAGAGAAUUCAGCUCCACUUGCAAAUAUGGUGAAUACAUGUUACAAGACUGCAGGAAAUGUGCUGCCUAACUUCAUCGCAGUUAACUUUUACAUGAGGAGUGAUGGUGGCGGUGUUUUUGACAUCAUUGAUCGGAUAAAUGGCCACACAUUGUGUGGAUGCAGUACAGUCACUGCCUGCGAGGCAGGAGCACCUUUUGGAUCUUGCAAGAACAUUUCUGUACCGAGUACAAGUCCAAUGACUAACACUCCCGGAACCUUUAACGGUUAUGUUCAGUUUUCAAUUAAAUCAGCUUCACCAGUCCAUUCUCCAAAUCGCCCGCUUUUCCUCUUGUUUUACUUCCUGCUUACCACAGUUCUUUUGCAGUUUCCAUGA